Molecule: messenger RNA, 621 nt
Organism: Colletotrichum orchidophilum
Lineage: Eukaryota; Fungi; Ascomycota; Sordariomycetes; Glomerellales; Glomerellaceae
Product: riboflavin kinase
Exons: 2
Coding region: 1-621 (206 amino acids)
Biological process (GO): riboflavin biosynthetic process; FMN biosynthetic process
Cellular component (GO): mitochondrion
Molecular function (GO): riboflavin kinase activity
Source: RefSeq, a predicted model, not a curated record
AUGGUAGCAACCGAGACGACGCGUCCCCUCAUCGUCGGCCCGGAAUCGGGCCCUGAGGCUCCUUACCCGUACAAGAUGGAAGGAAAGGUCAUUUCUGGCUUCGGCCGAGGGUCUAAGGAGCUCGGCAUCCCAACCGCAAACCUCCCCGUAGACGCCUCCCUGACCCCCUGGAUCGACACCAUAAAAUCAGGCGUCUACUUCGGCUGGGCCUCCCUCUCCCUCCCCCCCUCCCACCCAGACCGCGUCGCCCCGCCCACCUCCUCGGGCUCCGGUCCCGCGCAGCCUCACAUCGACUUCCAGCUCUACCCAAUGGUCAUGUCCAUCGGCUACAACCCCUUUUACAAGAACACGGUCCGCUCCGCAGAGGUCCACGUCCUCCACAAGUUCUCGGCCGACUUUUACGACGCUCACAUGCGCCUCCUCAUCCUCGGCUUCGUCCGCGACGAGCUCGACUACAAGUCCCUCGAGGCCCUCAUCGCCGACAUCAACACCGACUGCGACGUCGCCAAAAGUUCCCUCGAGAGGACCGCCUGGGCGCCGCCCAAGGCUCUGCGGCCAGAGGCAACGGUUGACGGGUCGCUUGACGCAAAGUGGUUGGUCGAGGAGCUGCCCAAGGCCUAA